AUGGCAGACGAAUCAGUAUGGCUCUUCACGGAUGAAGAGGUGCAACAAACGGCUUCAGUGCGAAAUGGCAUCUCGUGGCCCGAGGAAAAGGUGCUACGCUGGAAAUGCGUGGCGCACAUCUAUCAGCUCGCUGGCUUGUUCAGAAUACCGGGUCUCUGCGCUGCACGAGCUGCCAUUAUUCUUCAUCGUGCUCUCAUGGCACAGUCUUUGACUCAGUUUCCCAUCGCGCUCAUUACCGAAGGUCGCAACUCAGAGCUACCCAAGGAUGUGUUUCGCCUCAACAAACUCGGGGCAGAAGACGAGUUCCUCUGUGCAUGCAUGGUCUGCGAGCGCGUCUUUGCCGCCUCGGUCAUGUUUGAGUUUGAGAUCAUGCCGCCACAAACGCUCUUCGCCUUUCUCUACACCAAAGACAUCGAGGGGCGCAAGGGCAUCAUGUAUCGGUGUUGGCGCACGUGCAACACCAGCAUGGCCCUGACCAUGUGCCUAAACUAUGGACCGCGUCUGCAUGCGGCCGCGAUUUUAAAAAUAACGCUAGAUCACCAUUCCGACUACAAGGCAAUGGUCAUCCCGGGCGAUUUGACAGAGGCACAAUUUUUCGAGCGCUUCUUCAUUCCCGAUGACGGCGCCGACACGGACGAGGCCAUUCAAGCGUGUCUGGCCAGUCAGAUUCGCGAGGAUGUCUCACACAGCACACCACUAGCCGUGGUGACGGCUGUAGCACAGCGAAUUCGCGCGCAGAUUGACCAAUAUAGCUCCAUUAGCAAGGGUUCGGAGCAUUUUGUGACAGGCUACUAG
Monosiga brevicollis MX1 is the source of this 795-nucleotide messenger RNA. RefSeq lists its product as uncharacterized. Lineage: Eukaryota; Choanoflagellata; Craspedida; Salpingoecidae. The record is from RefSeq and is a predicted model, not a curated record. The transcript has 9 exons. Bases 1 to 795 code for a protein of 264 amino acids.